GUUCGGCGAGCUAUGCUCGACUUGAAAGCCUCGACAGCAAGGCCGUCAAGUGAGCAACACAAUCACUGAUGAGAUGCUCAAGAGGGAAGACGGAGGGCAGAUCGCAAAGUGUCGGCUGAUGCGAUGCACCCUUUGUACUGUGCGGAGUGGUGGGCCAAUGGGUGGGAAACCGAAAGCGGGAUGCAAGAAGGGUGCGAGCGACUGGAGCUUUGCGAGCAGAGCGACCGACGCGCUGGAGGUGUGUUCGAUGCCGCUAAAUUAGCUCCGUUUUGGGGAGCAACAUGAACGGCUCCCUCGGCUCGUCCCCAGCCACCAACGAGUCAAGCCACGUCCAUCACGACUCUGGCCAUGUCGACUCGACGGUAAGUGAGAAGACGGUGCUGCCUCUCGUAAUGGAGAUGGUAGCAAACAAGCUGUCACUACACACGCGUAUAUGUAUGCUACAGUGUGCAAAAGCCACCUCAUUGGCGUGUCGUGGCUCUGACCGACUCGCGGAUCAAGCAUGUCCAUCCGGAAACAUGUCCAUCCGGAAACGCUUCCACUUCUACCGACUGCAGCCAAGGUGCAGAUGCAGCCAGCGACCAGCUGCAUCCACGACUCCACUGCAUGGCGGAAAGAGCUCUCGAAGCGCUCUUUAUGCAGGGUCCUAAUCCAAAGCUGUUACUUCCUGAUCAAGCUACAUCACGUGCAAAGACCAAUCCAUUAUACAGUACGCUCACGCUGAUGCACUCACCCCAUGCUCAUCUUGUAAACAUAAACACACAGUCGAGGCAGGAUACUGUCAGCUCCCGCCGCAGUAAUGGCCCGU
Baudoinia panamericana UAMH 10762 is the source of this 808-nucleotide messenger RNA. RefSeq lists its product as uncharacterized. The record is from RefSeq and is a predicted model, not a curated record. Lineage: Eukaryota; Fungi; Ascomycota; Dothideomycetes; Mycosphaerellales; Teratosphaeriaceae. The transcript has a single exon. The coding region runs from base 282 to 650 and encodes 122 amino acids.